This is a messenger RNA of Hirundo rustica (Barn swallow), 2630 nucleotides long. RefSeq names its product collectrin, amino acid transport regulator (gene CLTRN). Bases 71 to 745 code for a protein of 224 amino acids. Lineage: Eukaryota; Metazoa; Chordata; Aves; Passeriformes; Hirundinidae. The transcript is spliced from 6 exons. The record is from RefSeq and is a predicted model, not a curated record.
ACACAAAGUUUAAGAGUGCUUUACAGGGGAGACUCACUUCUUUUUGCCUCAACCUUUCCAUGCUGACGGGAUGUUACGGGCUUUGCUGCUUACACUCUCUGUAGUUGCCAUUGCUCAUGCUGAGCUCUGCAAACCAGAUGCACAGAAUGCUUUCAAAGUACGGAUUAGUAUCAAAACAGCUUUGGGAGAUAAUGCAUAUGCCUGGGAUGCUAAUGAAGAGUACCUCUUCAAAGCCAUGGUGGCUUUUGCAAUGAGAAGAUAUUCCAGCAAGAGCACAACUCAAAUUUCCAAUGUGCUGCUCUGCAAUGUGACAGACCGGGUGUCCUUUUGGUUUGUGGUCACAGAUUCUUCCAAAAAUGUGACGACUGUUCCUGGAAGUGAGGUAGAGGCAGCCAUCAGGAUGAACCGUAACAGAAUCAACAAUGCCUUCCUACUGAGUGACAAAACACUGCAGUUCCUGAAGAUAACCUCAACCUUAUCACCUCCUGUUGAACCCUCUACACCUGUCUGGCUUAUUGUAUUUGGUGUUGUUCUUUGUCUCAUUGUGGCUGGGAUCGUUUUCCUGAUUGUUUCAGGGAUUCAGAAACACAAGAAAAAGAAUAAAGAGUCAACAGAGAGAGAAAAUUUAGAAGAGAAAGUUGAAGUGACACUAGAAAAUGGGAUUCCUUGUGAAGCACUGGAUUUAAAAGCGGGCCACAUUAAUGGAGUCUUUGCAGCAGACGAUGAACGGUUCACAUCCCUAUGAAAUGCCGCUGCUCUCUGGUGGUUUUCUGAAAGACUCCUGUGCCUGCCUUUUCUCAUCACUACUCCUGAAUGUCAAACAUGAAGACAAGAAAAAUGUCCUUGCACAUAAUUUCCCUUGAGAGAACCUUUUGCUUAUAACACAUACACUCGAACCUCCAUUGCAGUUCUUUUUCAUGAGCAGUGCAAAUAAGAAGGCCUCAGAUAAUAUCCAGAAAAGAUUUCCAGACGUGUGGCAGAACAGGAUCGGAACCUGCUUUGUGCCAGGCAUCUCAUUUUUAAUGAUUAUUUAAAUAUGUCCAUUGUUUUUGUUUUUGUUUUUGUUUUUGUUUUCCUGACAUAAAUGUGAAAUUGUAUUAUUCCUGAAUGUCACUGAGGAGAUCAUCUAUCAUUGUCAACUCUUGAUGGGUUUUCUUUCAAGCCAUAUGCAAAGGUUUUUCUGUAAAAUUACUUCUGUUAGCUGCUAUGUAGUAUGCUAUGCCUUUGGAUGGAACAGUCAUCAGUGCAUGAAAGUUUUCAUUUAUUGAGAAACAAAAAAGCUUUCACAGUCUCUGUAAAACCAGGUCAAAAUACUUGGAUCAUCUAUAGCUAUGGAGCUAGAAAAAAUCUGGUACUAAGAGUGUUUUUUACUUAACUGUCAAAGUUACUGAUUAUGUGAGCUGGAAAUUAAAAGCUGCAAAACUCUGAAAUUUGUUGAAAUUAAAAGUUGCAACGAAGGGCAGGUUUUCCACAGGUGCAGUCAGUGUUUAGUGGCCCAGCUCUCAUUAAAUCAUAGAAUCACAGGCCAGCCUGGGUUGGAAGGGAUCUUAAGAUCAUCUGGUUCCAAUCCUCCUGUCAUGGGCAGGGACACCUUCCACUAGACCAAGUUACUUAGAGCCCCAUCCAGUCCAGCCUUGUGCACUUUCAGGAGUGGGACAUCCACAACUUCUCUGGGCACUCUGUUCCAGUGCCUCAACAACUUCACAGUAAAGGUUUUUCCCAAAUACCUAUCUAAACCUGCCCUCUUUCAGUUUGAGGCCAUUCCCCCUUCUGUCACUACAUGCCCUUGUAAAUAGUCUUUCACAGCUCUCUAGAAAAGUCUUGCUUACAGUUUUUAAUAAUAAAUGUAGAGUAGAUUUCCAGCAUAGCCAGCCUGCGGUCAGAUGAACCUUCAUGUUUGUGUGACAGGUGGAUAACUUCUGAAGGGAUUCAAGGUGUGAAAUACCAACUGCUGGGUUUGGUGCACCUGACCUGGAUAAGUGAUGAAAUUCUGGCUGUCUUCAGAAGCACUGGUCCACAGAAAAGGAGAGUUUUGUGUGUGGGUAACUGUAAAAACAGAAUGGAAAUGUGUUGAAGCGAAAUAUAUCUGCAGUCACCAUGCAUCUGUUUGUUCACAUCACUGGAGGCAGCAUUUGACCAUUAGCCAUCCUCUUUCCAGUGUCAUGUUUAGAGGCAAUAUUAGAAAACCUCUUUGCUUAUUAGGAUUAUUUCAUCAGACUCCUGACCAACAGGAACAGGCUUAAGCAGAGUAAAAGCUGCUCAUAAAGGACCAUCCUAGUGUCCUGAGGGGUACAAAGGUUUCUUGUUUCCCAGGGUGGAAAUCCUUCAGCCUUUUGGCUGUAUUGAGCACCUUUGACUUGUCUCAGUACUGGCUCUUAGGACUGGUGUCAGCAGAAAGGGAGGAAUGGGAAGGAGAAGGGAAAGCAGAAAGGGUGAAAGGGGAAAGCUGAGCAGGGGAAGCCCAUGGCUAGGUGAGGCAGGGGAGAGGAUGGCUAAAUGCAAAAUAAAACUAUGGUACCUCCUAAUCAUUUGCAUCAUGUAGUCUCAUUUGUCACAAUUGUCUUUGAUGUCCUGCUGGUGGGUCCCUCUGGACAAGGACUGCAUCAUCUCUGUGUUCUAGUGUGUGCUGC